GACAAAUUCUUGACUCAAAGCAAGAACAAGAAUGCACUGAAAGUCAAGGUGGGAAAUAAAGCUUAUUGUGUGAAUCUGAUCCUGAACUCCAAGUUUCUAGCAUCAACAUGUACUCAUUGAAAUUGCAGCAAAAAACCAUUCAACCACCAGUCUAAUUGACUAAUGAAAUUUUAAAUAAGUUAUGAAAUGAGGCAGAGCUGGAGAUUUACUGUGGAUUUGUUUUCCCAUCUUUCAAUCUAGAGCUGUAAGGGAAUUACAACCAAACCGGUAAUUUCUUUUGAUUUUCUCUGCGUUUUUGGAAUUUUUAUGUAGGCAAACUGUUUGUUCUUGCUUUUUCAUGCAAUCUUGGAAGUUAAUGUCAAUUACUAAUAAUUAGAUUAGUGAUGUUGGGAGAUUAGCUGUCUGGGUUUUGGUCAAUUGGUUAUAUAACCUAAUAAAAUUUAGCCAUAUUUGGAAUUUGGCCCUUUUGAAGAAGAAGAAGAAGAACAACAACAACAACAAGAAGAAAAGAGCAUUCAUGCUAAGAAUUUGGCCAUAUUUGUUUAUUGCACUCGUUUUUUCCUGUCGUGGGUUCAUUCUCUUUUUGGGUCACCAAAGCAGAACAUGAGAUUUUACAAGAUUAAUUUAUUGUUUCCAACCCAAUGACUUGAACACUAGCCAAUUGAGUCAAUGAUAUGUGAAAAUACCUUGCAUGCUGUUAAAUUUUUGUUUAUUGACUAUGAUUUUUGAUGGUUAUGACCUCAAAAUUAAAAUUAGGGAAAAAGAACUGGUAGUCAGAGAUCUGGGGAAUUACUUGAUGAAUGUUUAAACUGUGAUCAGCAUUUGGAUUUAGAUACCAAUGGCCUUAAAUGUCAUCCUUGCUACCGUAACUUGUGCCAAGCUUAUGAAGUUCAGCAAACUUUUGCUUCCUAUUUUCCCAUGUUGGAAGAAUUGAAGGAAGCCUACUGGGAAGGUGGAUGAAAGCCGAAACCAAGCAAAAGUGCGUUAAAGACCACUCUAGAUUGGGGGUCUGAUUGUCUCAAGACAGCAGCAGAUUUUCCUUUGCAUAUUUGAUUUGCCACUGCAACAACCCCAAUUAUAAUGGCUUCUCGAAACCAGCUGAUUCAGUUUGUUUUGCUUCCCCACUUAGCCCUAGGCCACAUGAUUCCCCUUGUUGACAUGGCUAGACUGUUGGCACAACAUGGUGUUACAGUUACCAUAAUCACCACUCCCUUCAAUGCUGCUCGGUUUGAGAUGGUUAUUGAAAGAGCAGUGGAAUCAGGGUUUAAAAUCCAACUCCUGAAAGUUCCAUUCCCUUCUGAAGCGGUAGGCUUGCCUCCAGGGUGUGAAAGCAUGGACACCCUCCCUUCGCGUGACUUGUUCAAAAAUCUACUAAUUGGCAUUAAUAUGCUUCAAGCACCAGUGGAACAAAUGCUUAGUAAGUUGCUGCCUCCUCCAAGUUGCAUAAUUUCUGAUAAAAAUGUAGCGUGGACUCAUCAGACUGCUAUGAAUUUUGAAAUCCCAAGGCUUGUCUUUGAUGGGACCAGUUGUUUUUCUCUUUUGUGCACGCACAAUAUACUUGCUGCUAAAAUUCAUGAAAGUUUGUUGGAUUCCGAGCCGUUUGUGGUGCCUGGUUUGCCUGAUCGGGUUGUGUUGACAAAGGGUCAACUGCCUAAUGCUGUCCUAAUGAGUGACUCUAGAGAUAUUCGUAGUUCAAUAAGAGAAAUGGAGCAAGCAGCAUAUGGGGUUGUGGUUAACACUUUUGAGGAAUUGGAAAGGGCGUAUGUGAAUGAAUUUCGAAAAGUUAGAGGUGGUAAAGUUUGGUGUGUUGGACCGGUUUCACAAUGCAACAAGGAGAACUUAGAUCAGGCUGAAAGAGGCAACAAGGCCUCAAUAGAUGAAAACCAGUGUUUGAAAUGGCUUGAUAAUUGUGCACCACACUCUGUAAUCUAUGUUUGUCUUGGAAGCCUCAGUAACCUCACAUUAGAGCAACUGAUCGAGCUUGGAUUAGGCUUGGAAGCAGCUAACCGACCUUUCAUUUGGGUUAUAAGAAGAGGUAAUAGAGCAAAAGAGAUUGAGAAGUGGAUAUCUGAAGAACAAUUUGAGACCAGAAUAAAAGGAAGAGGCCUUCUGAUCCAUGGCUGGGCGCCACAAGUGCUAAUCUUAUCACAUCGUGCCAUUGGAGGAUUCUUGACAAAUUGUGGUUGGAAUUCGACGUUGGAAGGUUUGUGUGCAGGCAUCUCAAUGAUAACAUGGCCAUUAUUCGCUGAGCAGUUUUAUAAUGAAAGGUUCAUUGUUCAAGUACUGAAAAUUGGUGUGAGAUUGGGGGCUGAGUUUUCUAAGAAAUGGCAAGAGGGACAGCAGUUUGGGGUGCCUGUUAAGAGGGAAGAAGUGAAAAGGGCAGUAGAGAACCUAAUGGAUGGAGGAGAGGAAGGAAAGGAAAGAAGGAAAAGAGCUAGAGAACUUGGAGAGAUUGCAAAGAAAGCAAUAGAAGUUGGGGGAUCUUCUUAUCUCAACAUGACAUUGCUAAUUGAAGAUAUUAGGCAAAAAGUCCUUAAGCAAGCGAAUUAAUAGAUUGGGUGAAUUUAAAAUUUUAUUAAUAUAUGUAAUUUUAUAUUUAAUUUGUAAAAAAAAAAGAUAUUAACAAAAUAAAUUUGGUAACAACCUCUUGUUACUUUAAAGA
Messenger RNA from Hevea brasiliensis (rubber tree), 2662 nucleotides. RefSeq names its product UDP-glycosyltransferase 73C12. The transcript is spliced from 2 exons. Lineage: Eukaryota; Viridiplantae; Streptophyta; Magnoliopsida; Malpighiales; Euphorbiaceae. Gene Ontology annotation, molecular function: UDP-glycosyltransferase activity. The record is from RefSeq and is a predicted model, not a curated record. Bases 1081 to 2550 code for a protein of 489 amino acids.